GAUUUAGAGCCUUGGACUAAAUAAUUGACCAGCCAAGGGGAGCAGCUCCCCCGAAGGAACCAAAAGCAGUUUCAUGAUCCAUCGCAUGUUUCGCUGCUGGGACGAGCAAAAUGCGCAGGGAAAGCGCGAUUUUACAGCCAUCCAAAAUUCCGCAAAUCAGUGAAGAAAUCUAAGCUUGAGCCCUAAAUACCACAAUCCGUUUUCAAUUGAAGGGUUUUGAUGCCGUUCGAUCGCUCGAUGCCAUCUAUAUGGAAGAAUUAUGUCCCCAUUCUCUCCGAUCUUUGUCCUUAACCGCUGGUGCAGUUGCUUUCUUCCUGUUUUCAUUUCUCUGGGCCCUCCGGUUCCGCUUCCGCAGAUUCAGGAAAAAGAAGAUGGAGUGCGAUUGCUCUUGCUCUUGCGGCAGCGAUGGUGGUGGCGCUGCUGGGAAUAGUAGAGGGGAGACUAGUUCGGCGUGGGCAAGCAGGGAUGUUGCCGGAAAGGAUAAGGCGGCGGCGGAGAGGCAUAGCGGCGCGUCUAUGAUGGAGCAGCUUGUUCCGGAGAUCACUACGCAUGCUUUAAGUUAUUUGGACCAUACUAGCCUUUGCAAUCUCUCAAUGACGAAUUCAGCGAUGCGGAGGGCUGCUAACGAUGACAAUGCCUGGAAGGCAUUGUAUCACAAGGAUUUUACUGUGGAACAGGACGAUUUAGCUCCAACACAUGGAUGGAAGUCAUACUAUGCAGCUACAAAAGCCAUUGUCAAUGUAAAUGCAGAAUUCUGUAGCAGGGAAAGAUCGCUACCUGCUAUGGCUCGUUUCUGGCUCCAUGCAGACUAUGUGAAAUGCAUUCACAGCUCAGGGGAACUUUAUAUUGGGUUUAAUGCAGUAAUGAACAGCUGGGCUGCAGUCUUCAAUUGGGCCCCGGGAGUCGCCUUCCAAAUCCGCGACGUGCGUGCACGUGUGUCGAGCGACAUAGCUUGGGUUACAAUGAAAGCAUAUAUUGACUUGGAUUCAGACCAGUUCUUCAUGACAAAUGUCUUUGAAUUCCAUGAGGGGCGGUGGCUUAUGGUCCACCAUCACAGCUCUAUUAUGGUCAUGGAUGGCGAUCCAGGGCCGGGUCAAGCCAAUGGUUUUGCCUGAAGAAUAUAGCAAAUUACAAAGCUUCUUCUUCCCUAAUCUUUUUCUUUCUAUUAUUACCCUUGGGAUUUAUAUCCUUUUUUGCUUACCCUGUAGAUCGCUACUGUUUAUACUAUUUUUUUGUCCUGUUUUGUAAUUUUUUUUUUUUUUUUAAGGCUUCAGUGUUGUUAAUGGAGAGCUGCACAAAUGGUGUGCUUUGAUGUUUGCAUGAGCCUUUUUUAAAGUGUUUAGCUGAAGCAGGGAUGUUUGCAUCUAUUCUUAGGAAAGAGAAUAGAGGAUUGCAGGAUGUUUGCAUCCUGUAGUCUUGUCACUAUUCUCAAGUCCUGCUAAGGUUCUUAUAUUUGAUUUAUUAUGAAUUAUCAGUGAUUUAAUGAAAUUUUAUACUUUUAUUCCAA
Phalaenopsis equestris is the source of this 1507-nucleotide messenger RNA. Its product is annotated as F-box protein SKIP8-like. The transcript is spliced from 3 exons. The record is from RefSeq and is a predicted model, not a curated record. Lineage: Eukaryota; Viridiplantae; Streptophyta; Magnoliopsida; Asparagales; Orchidaceae. The coding region runs from base 249 to 1115 and encodes 288 amino acids. Gene Ontology annotation, molecular function: protein binding.